AGGCUUCACGACCCCAACACGAGCAAACAAGUUAAUCUGCCUACAAAAAUCAAGUAGCUAGCCACAAUGGAAGACAACAAGGUACUCCUCGCCGUGGCCUUGGCCGUGCUGCUCGCCGUCCUCUCCAAGCUCAAGUCCCGGCUCGUCGCCAAGCCCAAGCUUAAGCUGCCUCCGGGGCCAUGGACGCUGCCGUUGAUCGGCAGCCUCCACCACCUCGUCACCAGCCCAUCCAUCUACCGCGCGAUGCGCGGCCUCUCCCACAAGUACGGGCCGCUCAUGAUGCUCCGGCUUGGCGAGGUGCCCACGCUGGUGGUGUCGUCGCCGGAGGCCGCGGAGGCGAUCACCAAGACCCACGACAUCACGUUCGCCGACCGGCACCUGAACGCGACCAUAGCCGUGCUCACCUUCGAUGGCACCGACAUCGUCUUCGGAUCCUACGGCGAGCGGUGGCGCCAGCUCCGCAAGAUCUCCGUGCUGGAGCUGCUCAGCGUCGCCCGCGUGCAGUCGUUCCGGCGCAUCCGCGAGGAGGAGGUGGCGCGGUUCGUGCAGAGCCUUGCCGCGUCCGCCGGCGCCGGCGCCGCCCCCGUCAACCUGACCAAGAUGAUCUCCAAGCUCAUCAACGACACCUUCGUCAGGGAGUCCGUCGGCGGCCGGUGCAAAUACCAGGACGAGUACCUGGAAGCCUUCGACACUGCGGUCCGGCAGACGUCGGUGCUGACCGUGGCUGACCUCUUCCCGUCGUCAAGGCUCAUGCAGGUUCUUGGAUCGGCGCCGCGCAAGGCGCUCGCGUGCCGCAAGAGGAUCGAGCGCAUCCUGGAGCAGAUCAUCCAGGAGAAGAAAGAAGCCUUCGAUUCCGGCGACGAGACCGCGCACGAGGGCUUGCUCGGCGUGCUGCUCAAGCUGCAGAAAGACCGCAGCACGCCAACCCCGCUCACAAACGACACCAUCCUCACCAUCAUGUUUGACAUGUUUGGCGCCGGCAGCGAUACCUCUUCGACCACCCUGAACUGGUGCAUGACGGAGCUAGUCCGGUCCCCGGCGGCGAUGGCCAAAGCGCAGGCCGACGUCCGUGAGGCCUGGAAGGGGAAGACCAUGAUCACCGAGGACGACCUCGAGGGGCUCAGCUACCUCAAGCUCGUGAUCAAAGAAGCCCUCAGGCUGCACUGCCCGCUGCCACUCCUGCUCCCACGCCAAUGCCGUGAGACGUGCCAGGUCAUGGGCUACGACAUUCCCAAGGGCACAUCGGUGUUCAUCAACGCGUGGGCGAUUUGCAGGGACCCGAAGUAUUGGGAUGACGCUGAGGAGUUUAAGCCGGAGCGGUUUGAGAAAAAUAACAUUGACUACAAAGGAACAAACUAUGAAUUUCUCCCAUUCGGGUCCGGCCGCCGUAUGUGCCCAGGGGCAAACCUUGGAAUAGCCAACGUUGAACUCGCACUGGCGAGCCUUCUGUACCACUUUGACUGGAAGUUGCCUGACGGGAUGGAGCCUAAGGAUGUCGAUGUCUGGGAGGCUUCAGGACUGAUCGGAAAGAAGAACACAGGCCUAAUCGUGCACCCAGUUACCCGCGUUGCUCCAGCUAGCUAGUGCAUAAAUAAGGUGGACACCAAAUGCUGCAUAUGAGCCAGUUCGGCUAUGGCAUGAACCAUGACUGAUCGUGGGCUUAUGAUUAGUCUGAUACUCUGAUGGAAAAUAAGUCAUACUCCCUCCGUCUCAAAAUAUAGGUCAUUUUAGUUUUUCUAGAUUUAUAGGUGUUUAUAUGCAUCUAAACAUACAAUAUAUUUAGAUGCAUACAAACACAUAUGAACCUAGAAAAGCCAAAACGACAUAUAAUUUAGAACAGACGGAGUAUAAGAAAUAUGUAUGCAGUCGCAUAUUUAGUUGUCAAAGUCCAUGUCCAUGUACUAUCUGAGUGUACGACAAAAGUGAAGAAGUUACAAUGUGCUAAUUCUAUGAUAACAGUAACAGACUUUUUAUAA
Molecule: messenger RNA, 1976 nt
Organism: Setaria italica (foxtail millet)
Lineage: Eukaryota; Viridiplantae; Streptophyta; Magnoliopsida; Poales; Poaceae
Product: ent-cassadiene C2-hydroxylase
Exons: 2
Coding region: 67-1584 (505 amino acids)
Molecular function (GO): oxidoreductase activity, acting on paired donors, with incorporation or reduction of molecular oxygen; monooxygenase activity; iron ion binding
Source: RefSeq, a predicted model, not a curated record